UCUUUUACCGGUGGGCCGGUAUUUCCUCCCACUUGUUCGAGCCUUCUGAGAGGGAGAGGGAGAGAGAGACCAUCGUCGUUUUGAUAUCCACACAAAAACACUCAAAAAAACGCCCUUUAACUGUAAACCACCCAUACACCAAUCAGGUAAUAAAUUAAACGGUUUUUGUUUCUUCUGUAUUUUGGGCCCAGUACCCAUUUGUUCUUGUGCUUGAGAGAGAGACACACACACAGAGAGAGACGGGCAUUGAGGUUUCUGUGGGUGGAGGACGAUUUUGUGAGUUGUGAUGGAGAAGAAUUUGAUGGACUGAAGAAGACCCCACAACUUCCUAAGCUCCAUCAUCAUCUUCUUCAUCAGUCUCCAUAUCUUUCUUCAGCCCACCAAGGAUUCUCUUGUCUCAGUCGUUUCUUCAAUAAGUUUGCUUUCUUUAAUAUUUUACUUGGUGCACAAAUCUUUAGUUGUUGGUUACACCUAAUUUGGAUUCAAGUCCAACUACCCAUAUAUUGUUUCCCACCUCAUUGUCUUCCAAGAGUUGUUUGAUUCGCAAGAACUCAGAGAUUUGGAUAAAGGGUCUUUGUAUCUAGACUCAUACCCAACUUCCAUUGGGAUUUUGAGGUGUCAGAAACCCAUAACUGAUCUGAAUGCCCACCUUCUUAUUCUCUCUGUUCCAACAAUUCCCAUUUACUCUCUUUUUCUAAUAUUUAUUUUCUAUAUAAUUUGACAGCUGUUUAGGGUCAAUCUAUAAAAGGUCUUGUUUAUGAUCAUAGCCAGUGGUAGUCAUUUUUUAAGGAAAUUUUUUACUUCCUUUGGAUUUUAGACUGAAUUCUGUGAGUUUCAGCCAUGCUUAUUCAUGAGCCUUGCGGAAUCAACUGGUGACCCUCUUUGAGUUGUCUACUUUGACGAGGCCCCACUUCUGGGUUUUGGUGGGCUUCGUCAAAUCAAUAAAACCCAUAAUUUGAAAGGGGUACUGCAUCUCUUUUUGAGUGGGAUUGAGAAGAAAGAGAAGACAAAUCUGUGUCUCCUUAUUUACCAUUGCUUUUCCACAAUUGAUGACUCACUUUUGAUCUCCCCUUAGUAUUUAUGUCCAACUUUUAUCCUACCCAUAAGACUAUUACCUUUGGCAAAUGCUUUUCUUCUUGAUCACUUGCUUUUCCUUCGUUCUCUUCCACAAAUUUCUUUCCCUGAAGCCACUUCCACAGUGGGCUUGUGAGAUGAGAUUGAUAACACCCUGGUUUUGGAAAGAUUUCCCAUUCUUUCUUGUGAUCAAGUGGAUAAAUAAUAGUCUUUCAGUUAGUAUCACCUUAAUACCCUCAAAAAUGUCAAUCAAGAAGGCGGCUCUUGCUUCAAAAGUUGAGAAUGUUGAGCUAAAUGGAGAUAUGUCCCUUUUAGAUUUGCCUGAAUUGGUAUUGGAAUGCAUUCUUGAGAGGCUUCCACCAGAUGGGCUUUGUAGGAUGGCUGGUGUUUGUAGUUCUUUAAGGGAGAGAUGUAUGAGUGACUAUCUCUGGGAAAAACACAUGAAACAGAAAUGGGGUGGAAUUAUUGAUUCAGCCGCGUUCCGGGAGUGGCAGUUUCAUGUUGCCUCAAGAAAAGAUUUGAGCUUCUUUGAGCAAGGCAAUCAAAGAGGCUUGAUGGGUUAUCUCUAUAAGCUGUGGCCUCUUUCAUUAGUUAGAUCUAAUUUUGAAAAUAAUAGCACGAGGAAGAAUUCUCUGCCAGUUGAUUCAAUUAUGCAUUGGUAUCUUGCCCUUGAGGCCGGCAAGUUCUGGUUUCCGGCUCAGGUCUAUAACCGCGAGAAUGGGCAUGUUGGAUUUAUGUUAUCAUGCUAUGAUGCCAAGCUUAACUAUGAUCCCCAUACGGGUACUUUCGAGGCCAGAUAUCCACCACAUGGUAGGAGGUCAGUAGCAUUAGAGAGUGGGGUGACAUGGGAUAGGAUAAGGGCACCCCCUGUUGGUACAUCUCCCCAUGAUCUUCAUAUUUCUGAUUGUUUGAAUGAAUUAUGCCCCGGUGAUCACAUUGAGAUUCAGUGGAGAAGAAACAAAGAAUUCCCCUAUGGCUGGUGGUAUGGUGUUAUAGGCCACUUGGGAUCUUGUGAUGGGAAUCACAGUCACUGCCGUUGCCAUGAAAGUGAUAUGGUGGUGCUAGAGUUCAACCAGUAUGUUCCUGGUUCACGGUGGAGAUGCACGACGAUCAACAGGAAAGACCAUCGAGAAAAAGGAAAUGAAGUCGAUGGAUUUUAUGGAGGAAUGAGGAAAAUUCACAGUACUCACGAAAUUUCCACAUGGAAGCGGCUUUGGCCAGCUGAAGUCUUGGAAUAGAUCAACCAAAAUGCUCACUGCAACUGUAUUGCGUUUCGAACAUAGAUGACAUCUUUCCUCUCUAAAUCACAACUUGGGGGUUGGUCUGGGGAAAUAGUAAGAUUGUUCUAUUGUAAGUUGAGCGUUGUGAGAUGAAGUGAUGAAAGUAGCUACUCUGCAUCGUUGGAGGAGGUACAAUUACAUAUAUCUGACCAGUCCAAAAAUUUGUAGUGAGAGAGGUCUUGUAUGGAGCUGCUUUUCGUUGGGAGAAUUCAUAUGGCGAAUAUGCAAACUGCCUCCCCAAUCUUGAAAGUGAUGUAUAACUACCAUGUUACAUAUAAUCUUGAGUGUACAUUGUUUGGUUAUCUAGAAUGGAGAACAAAAUAGAAGUGCUUGAUUGAUUUUUUUUUAAACAGAAACAGUAAAUA
This is a messenger RNA of Ilex paraguariensis (yerba mate), 2719 nucleotides long. The record is from the annotation of a GenBank genome assembly. Lineage: Eukaryota; Viridiplantae; Streptophyta; Magnoliopsida; Aquifoliales; Aquifoliaceae.